CGGAAACGAGCCUCCCAGAAAGGAAACGACGAAGCGUUGCCUAGCAGCGUUCCCCACCCCGCUUCCGCAUCCAAUAUAAAACGUUCCCAUUGGCUGGUCGCUCUCCUUCGGGAAAAAUGGCGGACCGACUAACGCAGCUGCAGGACGCGGUGAAUUCGCUUGCAGAUCAGUUCUGCAAUGCCAUUGGGGUGUUGCAGCAGUGUGCCCCUCCUGCAUCCUUCAGCAACAUACAGACCGCGAUCAACAAAGACCAACCUGCUAAUCCCACCGAAGAAUACGCCCAGCUUUUUGCUGCAUUAAUUGCAAGAACAGCUAAGGAUAUCGAUGUUUUAAUAGAUUCCUUGCCAAGUGAAGAGUCCACAGCUACAUUACAGGCUGCUAAUUUGUAUCGUUUGGAGGAAGAGAACCACGAGGCGGCUGCCCGUCUGGAAGAAGUCGUCUAUCGGGGAGACCUGCUCUUGGAAAAAAUACAGAGUGCCUUAGCUGACAUCGCCCAGUCCCAAUUGAAGACUCGGAGUGGCAGCCGUAGCCAGCCUCUCCCAGAAUAAUGGUGGCCUACGGCAAGGCUUAGCUAUGGCACAGGCUCCACAGAUGUGAUUUUGGUGCAAAAUGGAAGAGAAACGAGCAUCGAAUACGACUCCGGGUCCUUUAAUCCCCAGAACUAUUUAUAAGACUCGGCUCUGCUUACCGGAUGCAACACUUAAGCCCUGCCUUUUCCGUGGGGCUAUGUCAGCCUGAAAAGAUUUCUAGGCGUUUUGGUUCCAUGUAACAUCCCAGCCUGACACUUUGGUUGGCUUCAUUGUGACCUGGAGCCCCCGGCCUCCUGCAAAGAUCUCCUUGCGUCUUCGUGCCAACAACGUUGCAAUAUUUUAUUGUGAAUUUGCAAGGAGUGGAGAUGUUUGGUUGGAGGUUUUGUUUCUCACUGAAGAUACCUGUACAGUAUCCGGAAGUUCCGUAGAAGGGUGGGGAGAAAAGCAUUCUGGAAAACAAUGAAGCAGCGUCAAAUUUGUAGACAGUUCCACUUAGAAAUGUAAUGAUUGUAUAUAGUGAUUGCUAGUAUUGUGUGCUUUGAGUGAAAAGGUUCUGGAGAAACAGGUGGCUUUCCUGCCUUUUCCAACCAGCAUAUAACUGGUUAAAUUCAUUGACUCAAGACAAUGGAAGCUGAAAUAUGGAACGAACCAACUACUGUUAGAAACAGUGUCCUUUGUAGUAUUGGGUUUACGUGAAUAAAGGUUUGGUGUUGCAUUAAUCACA
This is a messenger RNA of Ahaetulla prasina, 1254 nucleotides long. RefSeq names its product mediator complex subunit 21 (gene MED21). The transcript is spliced from 4 exons. Gene Ontology annotation, cellular component: mediator complex. Gene Ontology annotation, biological process: regulation of transcription by RNA polymerase II. Gene Ontology annotation, molecular function: transcription coregulator activity. NCBI's taxonomy places the organism in Eukaryota, Metazoa, Chordata, Lepidosauria, Squamata, Colubridae. The record is from RefSeq and is a predicted model, not a curated record. The coding region runs from base 117 to 548 and encodes 143 amino acids.